This is a messenger RNA of Pimephales promelas (fathead minnow), 1869 nucleotides long. NCBI's taxonomy places the organism in Eukaryota, Metazoa, Chordata, Actinopteri, Cypriniformes, Leuciscidae. The record is from RefSeq and is a predicted model, not a curated record.
GAUUGUAACAGAGGAGUCUGAACAUCCCUACAUGAGACCCCCUCUCUCUAAAGAACUCUGGUUCUCGGAUGACCCCAAGGUCACUGAAACACUGCGCUUCAAACAAUGGAACGGCAAAGAGAGGAGUAUUUACUUCCAACCUCCCUCGUUCUACAUCAGUCCCGCGGAUCUUGCUAAAGUUGAGAAUGGGGGUGUGGCUGUGCUCACGGGCCGUAAGGUGGUACACAUGGAUGUCAGAGAAAACAAAGUCAAACUGAGUGAUGGUGCAGAGAUCUCCUAUGAAAAGUGCUUGAUUGCCACAGGUGGGGUGCCUAGGAACCUUCAAGUGAUUGAAAGGGGAACAGAGGAGGUGACGAAGAGGACAACCCUCUUUAGGAAAAUUGAAGAUUUUAGAUCUCUAGAGAAGAUCAGCAGAGAGGUGAAGUCCAUUACCAUCAUUGGCGGAGGUUUCCUCGGUAGCGAGCUUGCAUGUGCCAUGGGUCGCAGAUCUAUGGACCCUGGUUUAGAGGUGAUCCAGAUGUUCCCAGAGAAGGGUAACAUGGGAAAAGUACUGCCUGAAUACUUGAGUAACUGGACCACUGAGAAAGUUCGGAAAGAGGGUGUGAACGUUAUCCCAGAUGCUCUAGUGAAAAAUGUGAGCUACAAGAAUGACCAAUUGGAGAUCAAACUGAAGGAUGGUCGAGUGGUGAAGACGGACCACAUUGUGGCAGCAGUUGGUUUGGAGCCCAAUGUGGAACUUGCCAAAUCAGGCGGGCUGGAGGUGGACUCUGAUUUCGGAGGGUACCGGGUUAACGCUGAGCUCCAGGCUCGCUCCAAUAUCUGGGUGGCAGGGGAUGCUGCAUGUUUUUAUGACAUCAGACUGGGCCGCCGGCGCGUGGAGCACCAUGAUCACGCGGUGGUCAGCGGCAGACUGGCUGGAGAGAACAUGACUGGAGCCAACAAACCCUAUUGGCAUCAGUCUAUGUUCUGGAGUGAUCUAGGACCAGAUGUUGGAUAUGAAGCCAUCGGUAUAGUGGACAGCAGUCUGCCCACCGUGGGAGUGUUUGCUAAAGCCACGGCUAAGGACACACCAAAAGCUGCAACCGUACAAUCAGGCACUGGAAUCCGUUCCGAGAGUGAGACGGAGGAGGUUGCCGGGGCGUUUGAGGCAGGAACAGCGGCCCCUCCACCUCCUAUCCAGCAGAAGGAGGAUUAUGGGAAGGGAGUGAUAUUUUACCUGAGGGACAAAGUGGUGGUUGGUAUCAUUCUGUGGAACGUCUUCAACAGAAUGCCCGUCGCAAGGAAGAUCAUCAAAGAUGGAGAGGAACAUACAGAUCUGAAUGAGGUGGCCAAGCUUUUCAACAUCCAUGAGGACUGAAUAAUCUUUAGUUUUCUCUGUUCUCUUUCCAUAUCUCUGUGGAGUGAACUUGGAAAAAGACAUACACACACUCACAGAACAAACACAUACAGGCUUACAACAGCCUGUCAUCUGUCAUUAUGACCUUGAACUCUUUGAGAUCAGGACACAUGCAAUGCUGCCUCUGGGGCUGUGAUUUCAAUGUGCUCAUGGAUUGGUUCAAACAGUUUUACUUAAUUUUCUACUGAGGGAAAUCUAUACCUGUUGUUUGUAUUGAAAAGUGCUGUGUUUUUUUCCUGUUGAGGUCAGUAAAUUUUCAUAUCACCUCUUGAAUGCAUCCCUUCUGAACACCUCCUCCAAAGCCUGACGGGAUAACCACUUUUGUUGAAUAUUGCAAUAAAAAUUGCAUUUUGAAUCAAACAAAACCAGAUGAAAGACAUUCCUCUGACACCUGGUUGCACAGUUUUCUGUCUGCACGAUCAAAGCAGCUGGUACAAAUGAAACUAAAUAAAAGUAAAUUAUUUUUAUUUAUG